UUUUCGACUUCUUAAAACGGUUCUUAAAGAUACCUGAUCGCCAUGGUUUCUGCCUCACUUGUAAGAUGUUAUGCAGUGUUCUACGUAGCGACCAUCCUGCUGGCUGUCUUAUGUCCGGUGUUUCCAGCGUCUGUUCCAGAGGAGGAUCAUCCCAGACAGAAGCGUGCCAUCCCUCUUGUAUACGUUGGGGCAAUGGUAGCACCACACAUAUUCAGGUAUCUAGUGACGACCUUUGGAGCAGCUGCAGUUACCGCUGCAGGUGUCAAAAUUGCAAAAAGGAUAAGUGACCGUGACAGCCAUUCUUGUAGAGGUAACAGAGGUUGGUGUAGGAGUAGUUGCCGGUCUUACGAACGAGAAGAUAGGGGUAGAUCUGACGUUUGCGGGCGGUACAAAUGUUGUGUACCCAAGUAG
Ylistrum balloti is the source of this 411-nucleotide messenger RNA. Its product is annotated as big defensin-like. The record is from RefSeq and is a predicted model, not a curated record. NCBI's taxonomy places the organism in Eukaryota, Metazoa, Mollusca, Bivalvia, Pectinida, Pectinidae. Bases 43 to 411 code for a protein of 122 amino acids. The transcript has 4 exons. Gene Ontology annotation, biological process: defense response to Gram-negative bacterium; defense response to Gram-positive bacterium.